AUGCGAUUGCAUUUCGCCGUGAAGACUUCUUCAGAGCUGUCCGACGUUGAAUCCGAGCGAAUAUGGAACAUUUUCGAGUCCAAUAUGCACCUGUUCUACACGACAUCUUCAUUUGGCUGGGAUCCUCGUUCAAAGAAAGAAGAGAUGUUUCACCCACACGCUCGGCUCGUCUUAUGUGAGCGACGCGAUGAUACGCCCUCAGGUAGUGAAUCAAUUCCGUCAGAAUCUCGGAUAGUCGCAUAUACUAUCUUCCGCUUUGAACGUGAAGCCAAACAAGAUGUGGUGUAUUGUUAUGAACUCCAAGUGACCGAAGAAUCUCGAGGACUCGGGGUUGGAAAGCUCUUGAUGGGCUCUCUGUUCGACAUUGGCUCACGAUGGAGGAUGAAGAAUGUCAUGUUGACCGUCUUUAAAGCCAAUGAUGCUGCGUCUGCUUUCUAUAAAUCUUUGGGCUUUGAUCUCGAUCCUAGUUCACCUGGAUAUGUGGAGGGUGACUGGCAAGAUGAGGAACUAGACUGCGACUACGUCAUUUUGUCCAAAUCUAUACCGUGA
Messenger RNA from Suillus plorans, 549 nucleotides. Its product is annotated as acyl-CoA N-acyltransferase. Gene Ontology annotation, cellular component: nucleus. Bases 1 to 549 code for a protein of 182 amino acids. Gene Ontology annotation, molecular function: histone H2A acetyltransferase activity; histone H4 acetyltransferase activity; protein N-terminal-serine acetyltransferase activity. The transcript has 6 exons. The record is from RefSeq and is a predicted model, not a curated record. Lineage: Eukaryota; Fungi; Basidiomycota; Agaricomycetes; Boletales; Suillaceae.